Bolinopsis microptera is the source of this 584-nucleotide messenger RNA. RefSeq names its product solute carrier family 35 member E2A-like. Lineage: Eukaryota; Metazoa; Ctenophora; Tentaculata; Lobata; Bolinopsidae. Bases 47 to 496 code for a protein of 149 amino acids. The record is from RefSeq and is a predicted model, not a curated record. The transcript has 4 exons. Gene Ontology annotation, molecular function: antiporter activity. Gene Ontology annotation, cellular component: Golgi apparatus.
CCCACGAGUCAGAGAGCAAGCUCAACUGACGGCUCCCAGAUGGCGUAUGCACAUUAUCCAGAAUGUGUACAGCAAGAAGUUGUUAUCAGAUGACAUAACCACUGUUAGUGCUAAUGAACUUCAGUUUUACACCAGUUUAUCAGCCACAUGUAUACAGAUUCCCCUGUGGGCAUUAACUGAGAUAUCUUUACCUCGGUGGGACGAUGUUCCCUUACUCCUAGUGGACGGUAUAUCAUUUCACCUGCAGAGUGUCACAGCUUACUGUCUUAUGAACUUAAUAUCCCCCGUUACUCACAGUGUUGCUAAUACAGUGAAAAGAGGACUGUUGAUAUGGCUUUCAGUCAUGACGUUUGGUAACCAAGUUUCCAUUCUAAGCUGGGUGGGUACUUCGCUCGUUAUAGCCGGUGUAUUUCUUUACAACGAAGCUAAGAAGAAGUCAUCUCCUCCUGCCCACAGAACUGCUGUAUUUGUACCAAAUGAUUCAAGUGUUGUUUAACUAUGACGCCUAGUGGAGUUGCAUUUUAUAUCUUCAUUAGUUUUGAGGCUUUUAUAAUCUUCUUCAUAUCACAAUCUUGCCAUUCGUU